AUGGAAGAAAGCUUAUCGGAUAGGUACUUCAGCUUUAGGAACAAUUUAAAACAGCGAAACACAUCGCAGAGGUUUUUCGACUGGAUCCUGAACUACCCCCUGUUCAACGAAAUCCGAAAUAGUAAUCUGUCUAACCGCUUCAGCAGCCUCUGCAUAAACGAUGGGCAAAAUUUUUACCCGAAACAAACGCAGCCAACAGUGAAAAGGAGAAUAUCGAACAAGAAGGACUCAAGCGUGCCCAUCAGCGAGCCCAACGAACUGACCACGAAUUUGAUUAAAAAUGGAAUAAGGCAAGAAGAUUAUAGUCUCAUAGUGAACAACAAGUUUUACUUGAAGAUAAUUAAAAGGAGCGAAAAGAUUUACAAAACAUACAACGAUGAUAUUAAGGACGAAAGAAAGAAAAAAAAAAUAUUUGAAAAAGUUAAGCAAAAAUAUUUUAAAAAAAAAGAAAACAGUGAAAUGUAUAAUAUCCCACCUGUAAUUCCUGUGAAUUAUUCUGCAAGGAAAAAAAAAAAAAAAAAUUUUGGAUGA
Messenger RNA from Plasmodium fragile, 531 nucleotides. RefSeq lists its product as uncharacterized. The transcript is spliced from 3 exons. Lineage: Eukaryota; Apicomplexa; Aconoidasida; Haemosporida; Plasmodiidae. The record is from RefSeq and is a predicted model, not a curated record. Bases 1 to 531 code for a protein of 176 amino acids.